Messenger RNA from Protopolystoma xenopodis, 231 nucleotides. The record is from the annotation of a GenBank genome assembly. NCBI's taxonomy places the organism in Eukaryota, Metazoa, Platyhelminthes, Monogenea, Polystomatidea, Polystomatidae.
UUGUCUAAGGAGUCCACUGACAUAGCUGCCUUAGCUAUUAUUGAAGGAGGCCAGGAAAAGAAUAGCACUACCAGAAAUAGAUAUGUUCGAGAUGUCGGUCAACAGAGCCUGGCCUUACCUCUAGACGGAAUGGCAGAAGAGCUAUUCACUAACCGUCCAUGCUCUCGUUUCGUCUGGAUACCCUGCCUUGAUUGCAUCAACACGAAACUAGAUGUCUGGCAGACUGACUGA